UGGCCGCUGGAGGAAGCGUUCGGGUUGGCGGGUCAGGGGAUUGCUUCCGGGAGAAGGAGCUUGGGCAUGGCGGCGUUUGUGGGGAGAGACAGCUGCGGCCGGGGCUCUUCUUAGCCUCUGAGGGGAUUGGGGAGAAGGAGGAGGGAGAGGCCCACCGAUGGCCCGAAGCGGUUGAGCUGGACGGCCAUGGGGAACGCGCUGCCCCUUCGGCCGGGCUCCCUGAGGGGCGCCCCCAGGAAGGAGGAGCCCCGGGGCAACCCGGGAAGCUUCGACGAGCUCCACCGCAAGUGCAAAGAAGUCUUCCCGCAACAGAUGGAAGGAGUCAAACUCAUUGUAAACAAAUCCUUCAGUAGCCAUUUUCAGGUGACCCACACUAUCCAUAUGAGCACAAUUGGCCAGUCGAGUUACCACUUCAGUGCAACGUAUGUCGGGGACCAGCAGCUAGGCCCAACGGAGGUGAGUGAAGGAUAGAAUGGAGAAGGAGGAAACUGGGAGUUGCAGUAUUAAUUCCUGAGGAUGAUUUGUGUCACCUUUGCUUACUAGAGGAAAUGUGCCUGGUGAUGCACUUGUGAAUGCCCAGAUCAUAUAUAAUGCCUCCCGGCUUUU
Anolis sagrei ordinatus is the source of this 606-nucleotide messenger RNA. The record is from RefSeq and is a predicted model, not a curated record. NCBI's taxonomy places the organism in Eukaryota, Metazoa, Chordata, Lepidosauria, Squamata, Anolidae.